This is a messenger RNA of Colletotrichum aenigma, 780 nucleotides long. It is a transcript of the gene chyE-1, whose product is annotated as Glutamine amidotransferase-like protein chyE. The transcript has 2 exons. Bases 1 to 780 code for a protein of 259 amino acids. Lineage: Eukaryota; Fungi; Ascomycota; Sordariomycetes; Glomerellales; Glomerellaceae. The record is from RefSeq and is a predicted model, not a curated record. Gene Ontology annotation, cellular component: nucleus; cytosol.
AUGGCGUUCCGCGUCGCUAUCCUCGCAAAUUUCGACCCGGAAGAGCCAGGUGGGAGCGAAAUGUUAUCCAGAAUCACCACUCUCCUCCGCUGCUCCCGAACAGGUGCUACUGAGAUCGCUGUCCACGCCGCCAUCCGCGGCGAUGCCUUCCCGGAUCCGACCGAGUACGAUCUAGUGAUUCUGACAGGAGGACCAUUCAAUCUGUUGAAACACACCGAGGAGAGUGAGAGACCGGAGUGGGUGCGACGAACACUUGGCUGGAUCCAAGAGACUGUGAAAUCCCACGAAGCAAGUGGGCUCAGUGAGCCAGGUAGUAAGAAGAAGGCCAAAUUACUGGGUAUCUGCUGGGGUCAUCAAGCCAUUGCCUUGGCUCUUGGAGGGCGGUUGGGACGGGUGCCGCAGGAGAGAGGCGGGCAAUUAAUCGGUGUUGAGACCGUCCCUCUCACUUCUCAAGGCGCUGCUUUCUUCAAAACUGAGUCACUUGACAUUCAAAAGAAUCAUGCGCUUGUUGUAACCCACCCCGGGCCAUAUCUUACACCUAUCGCUUCUUGCUUAUCCUCUUCUCAAAACGAGGUUCUCCUUUCCCACAGCCCUCCUAUUCUCACCUUCCAAGGCCACCCAGAGAUGGACGCCGCUCUUGCAAGACUAUUUGCCGGAUUUGCGACGGGGGGCGCGUCGGACCGUGCAAACUGGAUUCCGUCGGAAGGGCUGAAGGGUAUCGACGACGUACAUGAUGGGGAGGCGAUCUUGAAAAGGGUAGCGGCGUGGGCAGGCGAGUAG